This is a messenger RNA of Eruca vesicaria subsp. sativa (arugula), 764 nucleotides long. Lineage: Eukaryota; Viridiplantae; Streptophyta; Magnoliopsida; Brassicales; Brassicaceae. The record is from the annotation of a GenBank genome assembly.
AGAAGAAGAAAGAGAGUGUAGAGAGAGACUCGAAAAUCAAAUCGGAAGCAGAGAGGAGGAGAAAUGAGCGGAGUUUCAACGGCGGCGUAUUUCGCGCGGAGAGCGGCGCAGAAGGAGAGGGUUCGUAUCCUCUAUCGACGCGCUCUUAAGGAUACUCUCAAUUGGGCUGUUCAUCGCCACAUUUUCUACAGAGACGCUUCUGAUCUGCGGGAGAAGUUCAACGCUAACCAAGAUGUGGAGGAUGUUGACAGAAUCGAUAAACUGAUUGCUCAUGGUGAAGCAGAGUACGACAAAUGGCGGCACCCUGAUCCUUAUAUCGUUCCAUGGGCUCCUGGUGGCUCAAAGUUCUGUAGAAACCCCACUCCACCUGCUGGGAUUGAAAUUGUGUACAACUAUGGACAAGAAGACAACCCAUAAACCUUCUUUUAACAUGUUUUCUCAGACCCAUCAAUAAAAUUGAAGCAUCCGGUGGCUAUGGUUCAGAAAAUAAAUUGUAUUUUCAAAGAUGUUUCGUUUUAGUGAGACACUCUUGUUUUACAAUGGUUUAUUUUUCUUCAUCAAAAAUAUUUUUUUCCGGCUGAGCUGCCAUCAUGAAUCAUAUGGGUGUUCCAUGAAAAUUUAUAAGUAAACAAAAGUGUGUUCUGUUUUAUUUGGGCUGUAAUGGGCCUACUGGCUCAUAAAUUGUUUGUUCUUUUGUCUCUUGUUUUGGCAAUCAACUUGUCAUCCUUCACAGUCCAAAAACGCAGCGUAUCAAUACACUCCAA